UCUCAGCAUCCUUUCUUUGCAGAUAUCACGUGACUUGAACAGACCGUUACCAGUGCAGCUUUAUCUCUAUUCCUUUAAUCCUCAAACAAACUGAAUGCAGAUCAGACAUAAACAUGACGAGGCUUUUAGUACUCUGCUGUUUUUCAUUGCUACUGGCUGGUGUGUUUUGUGCUGAUGUUACACUGUCAGUGAUGAAGGGAGAUGAUGUCACUCUGUCCAUUAAUCCUGAGGAAAUAAAGGAAGCUAAAUUGUUUUGGAAGUUUAAUAACAAAGACAUAGCAACUAUUAAUUUAGAAGGGAAAAAUAGCCAAGCAAAGUACUUUGAUAAUGAAAGAUUCACAAACAGACUUUAUCUGGACCGUAACACUGGAUCUCUCACUAUCAACAACUUCACAACUAAAGACACUGGAGAAUAUAAGCUGGAGAUCUGGGGCAUCGAGAUAAAUUCGAAAACAUUCAGUGUUACUUUCAAUGAUCAAGGGUACACAGUGUCAGUGAUAAAGGGAGAUGCUGUAACUUUACCAACUGGUGUUAAACUACAGCCACAUGAUGUGCAGUUGAAGUUUAAAGGAAACAUCAUUCCUGGUUUAACUGACGCGCGGACCGGAGAGCUGAGCAUCAACAUCAAAAUCGAUACGUCUGGAGAACAUGAUUUGGAAAUCAACGCCAGCGAUUUUAUUUUACGCAAAAGAUUCUGCUUUAACGUCAGUGAAGAGGAGUCUGUAUCACGGAAAGAGGAAGAAUUUGUCAUUCUGCAAACUAAUAGCCCAACACAGUCAGAUGAUGUGAUCGAGUGGAAGUUUAAAAACACUGUCAUAGCUCUGUUUAACAGAACCGUCAACACAUACUCAUAUCCUAAUGCUGAAAAGAAAGACAGACUGCAGAUGGAUGGUUUAGGAUCUCUCACAAUUCAACAGCUCAAAACUAAAGACUCUGGACAUUAUGAUGUAUACAUCAACAACAGCAAUCGCUUCAUUCACAAGAGAUUCAGCCUUACUGUCAUUGAAGUGGAGUUAGUAUCACAGACAAGGGGUGAAUCUGUCAUUCUGCAAACUAAUACACCAACACAGCCAGAUGAUGUGAUCGAGUGGAAGUUUAAAAACACUGUCAUAGCUCUGUUUAACAGAACCGUCAACACAUACUCAUAUCCUAAUGCUGAAAAGAAAGACAGACUGCAGAUGGAACCUUCUGGAUCUCUCACAAUUCAACAGCUCAAAACUAAAGACUCUGGACAUUAUGAUGUAUACAUCAACAACAGCAAUCGCUUCUUUCACAAGAGAUUCAGCCUUACUGUCAUUGAACCAGACUCAUUGAAAUGGUAUUACGGGCUGUGCAUUGGGCUGGCCAUUGGGCUGAUUGGGAUUACCCUGACUGUUAUAUACUUUGUGAACAAAAGCAAAAAAAAAUGAUUGACAGCAGCUCUCCAACAGCAAUGGUCCAUCACUGAAUGUUGUAUAUAACAAAAGUAAAGACUUCAAACACAGCUGCACAACAUUUGACGGCUAAAAAUCAAUUGUUGAGCUGUCAAACUUAACUUUAAGUGUAACAAGCAUUUAUUUGUUUUGAUGUACAUAUAGGCAAGCAUGACCUUAUUAUAUAAUGUGACCGAAUAAAAUGAAAAACAGAAGGCUGAAUACCUGAAUUUUUUAUUUAUUUUCCUAAUUAUUUUGCCAAUUUUCUUUACAUUGCACAAGUUACAUUUAGAAUGUCCGUUUUACUUUGUUAAAUAAUGUAAAAAUAAACAAAGACUUUUUUUACAUUCCAGCAGUCACUAUAGGGAAUUUUUACACCUAGUCACUUCUCUGAUCAGAUAGACUUGAUAAAACUAUUCGACCGCAUAAAUGAGUCUUGGCUAAACUGAUAUUAAUCCGGUAUUCUAUUACCGCGCGAAAUGCAAAUAACCUAUUGAUUAUUCUGCCUGGAGAAACUUGAAACGAUGCUUAUAUAGCAUAGACUGUAAAAAAAAGAUGGAUGACGCGACAUCAGUUUCUUACAUUGCAUUGAAUAACGUACAUUUACACAUACAUGUAAUGUACAUAGCAUAACUGCUAACGUACAUUUUGCAUUUUGAAGUAGAUGCUAUCAGACUAAGCUUGCACUAUUUAAUGUGCACGUCCAGUGUACAAUACCUCAGAGUUGUCCUGGACAUGGCACUUCUCGUCCGGUGUGCGACCCCCUUUUGUCAUUGUAGGACUUUACUGAUUCUAGGAAGUUUUAUUACAUACUGCAGUUGAUGUAGUAGAGAGCUAAUGUCUCUCCUUCUCUGUGCUUGUGGAUUCAGCAGGAUCCCUGCCACCAUGUAUUUUUCUUAUUUUACAGUGUAACUUCAAAUUAACCGUGCUAGUUUUUAACAAUUGCUUAAAUCUGGACUUCCUGGUCAGGGUUUAUAUUAAUCCAGGACUAGGCCUUAGUUAUAUUUACAAAGUUUUUACAAGCAUCCAAAACAUUACACUGUAAAAAAUUAUUUGCUGCCUUAAAUUUUGUUGUUGAAUCAACUUUUUUACAAGUCAUUUCAACUUACUAUUAUUUGUCUUGAAUAUGGAUGAGUUGUUAUAACUACAGAUGAGCUGUUAUAACUUAAACAAGUCAACUUAAUUUUAUAGGUUGUAGCAACUCAUCUCUUAAGAUAAAUAAUAGUAAGUUGACAUGACUUGUAAAUCUGAGUUUAUUCAAUAAAAAUAUUCAAGGCAGCAAAGAUUUUUUACAGUGUAGUAAUGUGCAUUUUAAGCGAUUUUAAUGGCACUGAUAUAUUUUAAGUCUGGAACUAGACUUAAACCCUGUCCAGCAAACUGAUCCUGGUUAAUGUCAGAUAACUGCAUUCAUUUGUCCCCAGUUUUGCCAUUUAGUGUUGAUCUGAGGUCAAAAACAUACAUCAGUAUUUAAGGGUGUCAAUUCCAAUGAGGGUCUGUUUCAAUUAUAAUUCAUUUUACAUUCUUUAACAACAGCCAAAAGAUUAUAUAAAUAAAUUGGUGUGUCAACUGUAACAUUUUCUCAAAUGAUGGCUUAUUUGCAUAUUUCCUGGGAUUUCCCCAAAAUGUGAACUAUUUCAUUUAAUCCAUCUGCUGUAACUUAAAUCUAUGAAAGAGUUUAACAUCUGUUCCAGUUAAUUGUAUUCUCUUUCAUGUGUUUUGUUCGUUUUUUUGUCUUGUUCGUUUUUUCAUAUGUUGUUUUGUAGUCUCAAUUUUGUACUAUGAUAAAAAUGUAUUUUAUGUUUAUUUCAACUUAUGCCAGUAUUUUUAGUAUGUAAACUGAGGUCAGUAACUCACUCUUGUGUUGUGUAUAUAAAUGAGGAUUGAUGUUCUGCUGUAUUUGAGGAUUUUUAUUUGAUCUUGUGGUUAAACAGAAAGAUUAUUGCAAUCUGGUAAAAAAAAAGCUGGAAUAAACUGCAUUAACAUUAAAAAGUUAAAAUUUAAAAAAACAUUUAAACUGAAAUGAAAUCCACAUCUUGAUUAAGUUAUCUGAAAUGAAAGCAAGCUUGUGGUAUAACUUUGUCUGCAGUGAAUUAUUAACACAUCUGUCCUUCUUUUUAUCUAGUCGAUCAAUAAACUCCAUGGCUUACUUGUA
Paramisgurnus dabryanus is the source of this 3564-nucleotide messenger RNA. Lineage: Eukaryota; Metazoa; Chordata; Actinopteri; Cypriniformes; Cobitidae. The record is from RefSeq and is a predicted model, not a curated record.